UUUUAACUGUGUUUGUGACUGUGUUUUUUCUGUCUGUAAUGUAUUAAUGUGCUUUAAAUGAACUACUUCUUCGCUUUUUAUCGUUAAAAAAACGAAUUAACCAUGGUUUUUACCACAGUAACCAUAGUAAAGGAUAUUUGUAAUAAUAGUUAGUAUAUAUGUAGUUAUAAACACGUUUCCCGUCGCUUACCACAGCCUAUGUUUUAACUGCAAUAGUUAACAUGUUUAAUUUUCAAUGUUGGACACUUAAAUGACGCUUAGAAACGAGUACAAGUAUCACAUUAUCAUGUUUAAUUUCAGAAAUCUGUGUUUAAAUCCAGCAGUUUUAGAUAAUGUAUUAUUAUGACAUUCUACAAUGAAUUUAAACAUAACGGCUAAACAUGCUUAUUUAUAUCUGAAAUUAAUAUAUUAUUAUCAGAAAAUGCAAUCAUUUUCUUAUUCUGUUAGUCAUUUUGAGUUUAAAUCAGUGUUAGAUCAUUAUAAAUGUGUCUUGCAAUAACAAUGUUGUGUUUGUCUUCAGAUGUUGACCAUGAGAGUGCAGAUGGAUGUGAACUGCUGUAAAUCAGUAGGAACGGAUCUGUCCAUGCUGGAUAUUGAGGAUUUCAUCACUGAAAUCUGUCAGCUGAAGAAAGAGGUGGCGUCACUGGAGGCAAAGCUGAGAGAAAGAGGAGACAAACCCGACAGAGAGGAUCUGGAGAAGGUUUCAGUGUGUGUGACUGAUGGGACAGAAGCUCAGGAUUCAGUCUGGAGAUCCAGAGACGCACAGGACUCAGAGCUCAACCUCACUUUACUGUGUUAUACUGACGCUCAGGAUCAUGGAUCCGCUGAUCAAACCUCUGACUGUAACGCUGGAGAACUGCAGAUGAAGAUGUGCUCCGUCAAACUGGAGGACUGCAGGAACCUGAUAGAGAGACAAGGAGAAGAAACUACAGCAGAGGAACAACAACAGAGUUUUAAGGAGGAGGAUGAAGAUGAAGUUGUUCAGAAUGAAGAUGAUGAUGAAGGAAAUGAUGUUGAGGAUGAGAAUAAUCGAAAUGAUGAUGACUUUAUUCCUUCAGAUGUGAAUGGUGGUUCAUCUGCUGAUGAGGAAACAACCUCGACAUCAAAAGAUCAGCUGAAGGUCAGGAGUUUCUCCUGCGAAACCUGUGGGAAAACAUUGAGCUCACAGGGACAUUUAGCGAGACAUGAGAGAACACACACAGAACAGAAAGACUUGACCUGCAAGAGAUGCAACAUCAGCUUUCCUACCUUAGAAGAGAAGAGACGUCAUUCAAAAGAGCACCGAGUGAAGAAGGAGUUUCACUGCGAACAGUGCGGGAAGGACUUUUUCACCACUGCAUCUAGUAUAAGAGCUCAUAUGAAGACACACGGUGACAAGACUUUCCACUGCAGCGAGUGCGACAAGUAUUUCAGCACCAAAGGGAAUCUUGAUGGUCAUAAGCAAAUCCACACGGGUGAAAGGCCGUACAAGUGCCCUCACUGCGAUAGAGGAUUCAUGAAUGGAUCCCAUCUGAAGAAGCAUGUGCGCGUUCACACCAACGAGAGGCCGUAUCAGUGCAGCGAAUGUGGGAAAACCUUCUCAAACUCAAGUUCUCUAAAGUCACACCAGAAAAUACACUCUGAGGAGAAACCAUAUCAGUGUUCACACUGCGAUAAACGAUUCCGUCACAAAUCUCAUUUGAUUUGCCAUGAGAGGACUCACACCGGAGAGAAACCGUACCUGUGCUCCUACUGCGGGAAGAGCUUCUUUAGACCGGCUCAAUUUGGACUUCAUCUGAGAGUUCACACUGGAGAAAAACCGUAUCACUGUAGCGUUUGUGGGAAGAGUUUCGGUAAACAUGGUACCUUCAAAAAUCACCAGCGGAUUCAUACAGGAGAAAGACCGUUCAAGUGUUCUCAGUGUGACAAGACGUUCGCUCGAUCGGACGUCCUGAAGACUCAUGAGCGAGUUCAUACAGGAGAGAAGCCUUACCGCUGCUCCAUCUGCGACGAGAGAUUCGCUUAUUUAGGUAGUUUUCAGACUCACCAGAAGAAACAUGCUAAAGAACAAACAGAAUCAUCAUACAAAGGAAGUGAAAUGACAUCAGAUGAUGAUGGUAACCUGUCAAUGAUGUUGACCAUGAGAGCACAGAUGGAUGUGAACUGCUGUAAAUCAGUAGGAACGGAUCUGUCCAUGCUGGAUAUUGAGGAUUUCAUCACUGAAAUCUGUCAGCUGAAGAAAGAGGUGGCGUCACUGGAGGCAAAGCUGAGAGAAAGAGGAGACAAACCCGACAGAGAGGAUCUGGAGAAGGUUUCAGUGUGUGUGACUGAUGGGACAGAAGCUCAGGAUUCAGUCUGGAGAUCCAGAGACACACAGGACUCAGAGCUCAACCUAACUUUACUGUGUUAUACUGACGCUCAGGAUCAUGGAUCCGCUGAUCAAACCUCUGACUGUAACGCUGGAGAACUGCAGAUGAAGAUGUGCUUCGUCAAACUGGAGGACUGCAGGAACCUGAUAGAGAGACGAGGAGAAGAAACCACAGCAGAGGAACAACAACAACAGAGCCAUGAGGAGGAGGAUGAAGAUGAUGUUCAGAAUGAGGAGGAUGAAGGAAAUGAUGUUGAGGAUAAAGAAAAUGAGGAUGAGAAUAAUCAAAGUGAUGAUGAUGAUUUUAUUCCUUCAGAUGUGAAUGGCGGUUCAUCUGCUGAUGAAGAAACAACCUCGACAUCAAAAGAUCAGCUGAAGGUCAGGAGUUUCUCCUGCGAAACCUGUGGGAAAACAUUGAGCUCACAGGGACAUUUAGCGAGACAUGAGAGAAAACACACAGAACAGAAAGAUUUGACAUGCAAGAGAUGCAACAUCAGCUUUCCUACCUUAGAAGAGAAGAGACUUCAUUCAAAAGAGCACCGAGUGAAGAAGGAGUUUCACUGCGAACAGUGCGGGAAGGACUUUUUCACCACUGCAUCUAGUAUAAGAGCUCAUAUGAAGACACACAGCGACAAGACUUUCCACUGCAGCGAGUGCGACAAGUAUUUCACCACCAAAGGGAAUCUUGAAAUUCAUAAGCGACUCCACACGGGUGAAAGGCCGUACAAGUGUCCUCACUGCGAUAGAGGAUUCACGAAUGGAUCCCAUCUGAAGAAGCAUGUGCGCGUUCACACCAACGAGAGGCCGUAUCAGUGCAGCGAAUGUGGGAAAACCUUCUCAAACUCAAGUUCUCUAAAGUCACACCAGAAAAUACACUCUGAGGAGAAACCAUAUCAGUGUUCACACUGCGAUAAACGAUUCCGUCACAAAUCUCAUUUGAUUUGCCAUGAGAGGACUCACACCGGAGAGAAACCGUACCUGUGCUCCUACUGCGGGAAGAGCUUCUUUAGCCCGGCUCAAUUUGGACUUCAUCUGAGAGUUCACACUGGAGAAAAACCGUAUCACUGUAGCGUUUGUGGGAAGAGUUUCGGUAAACAUGGUACCUUCAAAAAUCACCAGCGGAUUCAUACAGGAGAAAGACCGUUCAAGUGUUCUCAGUGUGACAAGACGUUUGCUCGAUCGGACGUCCUGAAGACUCAUGAGCGAGUUCAUACAGGAGAGAAGCCUUACCGCUGCUCCAUCUGCGACGAGAGAUUCGCUUAUUUAGGUAGUUUUCAGACUCACCAGAAGAAACACGCUAAAGAACAAACUGAAUCAUCAUAGUGUCUUUUCAUCAGUAAGUCUGGAUUAAAGACUCAUUGAGCUCAUCCUGAAACUGCACAUUGAGCUCUUUCUGCCAGUAGGAGGCAGUGUCACAUUGAGCUUGUGGAUUGAGAGAGUAAAGAUAGAUUGAACUAAAGUCUUGCUGCGUCCCAAUUCGCUUACUUAUACUACGCCCUAAAAGUAUGUGUACUCUUAUUGUGAAGAAAAAGUACAUACUUUUGAGGGUGUAGUUAAAGAGUAGGCAAGCUUUGGGACAACCUAUCGCGUCAGAUUUAACGGACAGCACUGUCGCGUGCUGCGUGCAUCCUGUCACCGUAAACUGUAAUCACCGUAAAAUGAUUUCCUACCAUUUCGGAGAGCACGUGUGAUGGGUUGUGGGCAAUAUCAGCCGUUAAAGUGUGCAUUGAUUACACUUCGGAUUCUGACCGGAAAUAGUUGACCUUCCAGGUAUCUUUGAAACACUAAUUUCUAUUCAACACACUACGAUUUGAGAUGUACUAAUUCUAUUUUCAAAUACUAUUUAGGACCGAUAGUAUGCGAAUUGGGACGCAGCGCCAGUAUAUGAAGUUGUGUUGGACAGACGUAGACCAAUGAUUGUAACUUGAACUAUUACUAUCCCAGCUAAUGUGUUUGACAUACGCGCUGUCACAGCAGCCACACACACACACACAAAAAACAAAUUAAUUUUGAUUCUCAAUAACAAUUUCUGUAGACGUCUACAAAAGUUUUAUUGAGAAUUUUAUUAAUAAUUUUAUUGAGGUUUAACUCUUGUUUCAUUUGAAGUCACCAUAACAGUGAUUAGUGUCUCUUAAUUCUUAUUAAAUGUAUAUCUUUUUGUAA
Messenger RNA from Pimephales promelas (fathead minnow), 4510 nucleotides. Lineage: Eukaryota; Metazoa; Chordata; Actinopteri; Cypriniformes; Leuciscidae. The record is from RefSeq and is a predicted model, not a curated record.